Stegastes partitus (bicolor damselfish) is the source of this 1800-nucleotide messenger RNA. It is a transcript of the gene slc6a20, whose product is annotated as solute carrier family 6 member 20. The record is from RefSeq and is a predicted model, not a curated record. Gene Ontology annotation, biological process: sodium ion transmembrane transport; glycine transport; L-proline import across plasma membrane. Gene Ontology annotation, molecular function: proline:sodium symporter activity; L-proline transmembrane transporter activity. Bases 1 to 1800 code for a protein of 599 amino acids. Lineage: Eukaryota; Metazoa; Chordata; Actinopteri; Pomacentridae. Gene Ontology annotation, cellular component: apical plasma membrane; plasma membrane. The transcript is spliced from 11 exons.
AUGGAAAAAGAUGGGAGACCCAGCUGGGACAGCCCCACGCAGUUCGUGCUGGCGUGCGUGUCUUAUGCGGUGGGACUUGGGAACGUAUGGCGAUUUCCUUACCUCUGUCAAAUGCACGGUGGAGGGGGCUUCUUGAUCCCAUAUCUCAUCAUGCUGUGUCUAGAGGGCGUGCCCUUGUUCUACAUGGAGCUCGCCAUUGGUCAGAAGAUGCGUUUAGGUAGCAUUGGUGCGUGGUCGGCAAUCAGUCCUUAUUUGGGAGGAGUGGGUCUUGCUAGUGUUGUGACAUCCCUGUAUCUGUGUCUCUAUUACAACAUCCUCAAUGCAUGGAGUUUCUGGUACCUCUUUCAUUCAUUUCAACCGGUCCUUCCCUGGGCAGAGUGCCCCUUAAAUUCCAACCUCACAGCACCUAUAGAAGAAUGUGAAAAGGCUACACCCACCCAGUACUUCUUCUACAGGGAAACACUGAACAUCUCUCCCUCUAUUGAAGAGAAUGGAGGCAUUCAUACAGGCCAGGCGUUGUGCUUCCUGCUUACUUGGGUGCUUACAUACCUGUGCAUUGUCCGAGGAGUACAGUCAACUGGAAAGGUGGUGUACUUCACAGCCACAUUUCCAUAUGUGGUCCUAUUUAUCUACCUGAUCCGGGGUUUCACUCUUCAUGGUGCCGUCAAUGGUGUCAAAUACAUGUUCACACCAAAGAUGGAGGAGCUUGCCAACCCCAACGCGUGGAUCAAUGCAGCCACUCAGAUAUUCUUCUCUCUGGGUUUGGGUUUUGGGUCACUGAUAGCUUUUGCCAGUUAUAACCAGUACAACAACAACUUUCAGCGCCAGGCCAUCACUGUCUCUCUUAUCAAUAGUGGAACCUCCGUCUUUGCAAGCAUUGUCACUUUUGCCAUCUAUGGGUUCAAGGCCACCGUCAACUAUGAGAGCUGCUUGGAGAGGACACGGAUACUGCUGUUGAAUACUUUUGAGCUAGCGGAGGACCGCAUCACUAUAGAUAGCGUCUUUGAGUGGGUUGAGAAGCUGAAUGCAACAUACCCACAGCAAUUUAGUGAAAUUGCUGACCAACUGGAAAACUGUAACCUGGAGAAUGAACUGGACACCGCUGUAGAGGGGACGGGUCUGGCAUUCAUAGUGUACAGUGAAGCCAUUAAGAACAUGCCAGUGUCUCAGCUGUGGUCAGUGUUGUACUUCGUCAUGCUCCUGCUGUUAGGAGUUGGCAGCAUGUUGGGUAACAUCACCGCCAUCAUCACCCCACUACGAGACUUCAAGGUUGUGUCCCGCAUGAGCAACGAGGUAUUUAAUGGUUUAGUCUGUGUGUUCUGUCUGCUGCUGGGCCUGGGCUUUACCACCACAUCAGGGAAUUAUUGGUUUACCAUGUUCAAUGACUAUGGAGCCACUUUCUCCCUGCUGUUCAUCGUCCUCAUCGAGGUCAUAACUGUCAGUUACAUCUAUGGAAUUAAAAGGUUUGAAAAAGACAUAGAAGACAUGCUCGGUCAUCGCCCCAACUGGUACUGGAAGAUCAUGUGGACAGUAGUCAGUCCCCUCCUCCUCAUCAUCAUCUUCAUCUUCUACAUUGUCACCUACAUCCAGGGAGGGACGCCCACCUACCAAGCAUGGGACAAAGAACAGGGUAAAUCAGUGGUGACGAACUAUCCUGUCUUUGGUCAAGUGUUCAUCGGCCUGCUGCUGGUGUCCUCGGUCAGCUGUGUUCCCCUCACAGCUCUGUACGUCUUCUGCAGAAAGAGGAAACAAGGAAAACAUCACAAGCAGGAGAAUUCUCUGAAUGCAGUAUCGUUUUAG